AUGGCGAAUGUGAAGGCCUUCUUCAAAGAACUGUCACGUACGGUGGCCUUUGUGGAGCGUGGGGGCGAUCCAAGGGUCCUGCAAACAAGCCUCAACCUGCGCCUGACUGGGAACCCUGGGACAGGCAAAACCACUGUGGCACGGCUCAUUGGGCGCUACCUUUAUGCUCAUGGUGUUUUGCCCCGUGACACCUUCGUGGAGCGCAAUGCCUUGGCACUGAAAGGCCAGUUUGUGGGCCAAACGGCGCCGACUGUUGCAGAGGCAGUCCGCGAUGCAAUGGGUGGCUGUCUUUUCAUCGAUGAGGCCUAUGCCUUGGCCGACCGUGGGGGUGACAAGUUCAGCGGAGAGGUGAUCCGCACGCUGCUCACGGAGGUGGUCUUGGCUGGCUAUGCAGACAAGAUGGAUGUGCUGAUGGAUGCAGACCCGGGACUCCGGCGUCGCUUCUCCCUGGUGCUGCAGCUGGAGGAUUACAGUCCUGAGGAGUUGGCGGAAAUUUGUGAGCACGCGGCGCAAGACCGCUUCAACUUGACCUUUGCACCAGGCUUAACUGAGGCCCUGGCCCAGCAUAUCUCUAUGCAGCAUGGCCAAGAGAUUGCGCAGCACAAUGGAGGCCUGGCAGUGACACUGGCUGAGCGUGCCUUCCGGCGCUUGGCCACACGACUGGGCGACCCACAGAGCCAGCAAGCGGUGAGUGGUCUUCAAUGCAGACAAUUGAUUGCUGAAGACUUUCUGAUUGGUCUUCCCCCUGAGGGCGUGCGGAAUAGCAAGCCUGAACCUAGCUCUCCAGGUGCCAAGGAGACAGGCCGUGCGCGGCCACCGAAGCGGACCCGCCCACCGUGGCAAGAGGCAGUUGGAUCGUUGGCACGGGAGAUGGCUCAGGAGCUGCUCAGAGGUAUGGAGGGAGCUAUGGAUGAUCCCCUAGAUGAAGACAUGCCUGGCGACUCAGCUCCCUCAAGAGAUGACCACGUGAAGGCGGUCGCGAAAGCCUUGGCCAAGGGCAAGAACCGAGAAAGACCCAAAGAGGAAGUGAAGGAGGAAGAGAAAUUGCCACAGCAAGAGGGCGAAAAGGUGGUCGAAGAGAUGUCGACCUUGGAUGCUUUGGACUGCUUGGGUUUGUGCCCCGCGAACUUUGAAUGGUUCGAGCUCAAUGUUGCGAACCCACCAGAUGAGAACUGCGGCAUUUGCCACUACAAACUGGCCGAUGGCUACCGCUGUGGCGGGGGUACGCACUAUGUGUGCAUGGGCUGCAUCGAUGCCUACAAGACAAGCUACACCAGAUGA
This is a messenger RNA of Durusdinium trenchii, 1281 nucleotides long. The record is from the annotation of a GenBank genome assembly. NCBI's taxonomy places the organism in Eukaryota, Dinophyceae, Suessiales, Symbiodiniaceae.